AUGGAGAACUGGUCUUCCCAGGCCCGUACCUUCGCAUUUCCAGCCAGCUGGCAGUAUGCUCAGUUCGAUCCCAAUUUCCACGGACAGCGACCAUCCACGCCGCUCCAAGGCCAGUGCCAGCUUUACCACGGCUGUCAAGUUCCUGCGGUGCAUCCCAUGGAGCUGCUCUACCCACUGCACGCCCUGACUCUUCGGCAUCCUGUCAGUCUUGCCGCUCCCGACGGGUCAGGCAUCCAGCACCCUCUCAGACCCUGCGCAACAAGCGCACAACUCCAGUCCCAGGAGGACACCUUCGAAGACGGCAUGACGUCGUCUUCGGACUGUGAUCUGCCUCCUGAUGGAAAACGCCGGCGGCGCCGCCGGCGAGGAAAGCGAAAGCGGACAAAGCCCCGACCAUUGAAGAAGAAGCCGCUGCCUCCACCUGAAGAGACACUGGAGGAACGAGCGCUUUGGGGUGGUGGUGUCCUCGGGCCUUUGGCGCGAGUAUGCGAUGGUUGGGCAUGUGUUCUACAUGACGUUCAUCGACGUAGCUUCGUCUCCUAUCGCAAGCAGGCCUUUCCAGCUUCAACUCUGCAUCAGUGGAGGCAGACUCUCCUCAGCCGCAUCUGCUGGCGGAAGCCAGAGCGGCCUCCGAAAGAAGGCAAGGAGCAGAAUGCGCCUUGCGAAGCGCUGCUGCCCCGCUCAGCAGCCUGGCUGACGUUGCCGGGCUGCCGUUGCGAGUACCAGUAUGCGGGCCUUCGGUUUCCAGCCGCGACGAUGCCUCCGUGGUUCCUGGAGAUCACGGACCAGGUGGCACAAGCUUGCGGACUCAAGGAGCGCCCAAACUCGUGCAACGCCAACCUGUACAAGGGCGGGAUGGACAACGUCAGCUGGCACUGUGACGAUGAGCCGCUGUUCGAUGCCACAGGCCGAGAUGCACUCAUCAUCUCGCUAUCGCUGGGUGCAACCAGGUCCUUCUGCCUUCGUCCAAAGGACGAUCCAUUUGAGGAAACUUUGCUCCAACUGGAGGAUGGUGAUCUCUGCACCAUGGAGGGCCUUUGCCAAAAGCACUACCGGCACCGAGUUCCCCCGGAGGAGGAUGUUUCGGAAUAUCGAGUCAACCUCACCUGGCGAUGGAUUGUGCAGCACGAUGAGGGGUGCCCGUUCCACAGAGAGGAAAAGUUGCCCUCAGAGUCGCCUCCAAAUCCCAAGUGA
Molecule: messenger RNA, 1194 nt
Organism: Symbiodinium necroappetens
Lineage: Eukaryota; Dinophyceae; Suessiales; Symbiodiniaceae
Source: the annotation of a GenBank genome assembly